UAGUCUGGAGAAAAGAGAUAAAUAACCAUUAUUCACGAGACGUAAUAAGCGAAUGAUAUUAUGUCACUUGGUUGUGUAAUCGGAACGUUUGCUGGCCUUGGGUUGCAGACGAUAUUAGUUGGGUUGCUUGGCGCCCUUUUGGUUAUCUGGUGUUUUGGAUCGAGAAAACAGACGACAUCCAACCUUCCACCGGGACCCACGGGUCUACCGCUUUUGGGAUACCUGCCUUUUCUCAAACUGCCGCCGUUCAAAGGUUUCACACAUUUGACAAAGCAAUAUGGCGGACUGAUCAGCCUCCGACUCGGCACCAAACUCUGCGUGGUCCUCAACGAUGUCGACUCUGUCAGGCAAUCCCUGAUCAAGGAAGCCGAUGUCUUCACCGACCGCAACGUCCCCAUCGAAUACUCGCUUGCUCUUCCAUUAGAAGGAAGUCUCGCGUUUGCCAGUGGAGACAAAUGGAGAGAACUGCGGACGUUCGUCGCCAAGUCGUUCAGAUUGUUUGAAGUUGAAAAGGAGAAGUUGGAGUCUGUGAUCGUGAGAGAGUCGGAGCGACUUUGCAAGGCUUUUCAUGAGGAAGCAGUUGAAAGCUCCUCAGGUGGGGAUGCCUUUGACCCACAUCACAUCAUCAAGAACGCUGUCUCCAACAUCAUCUGCAGUCUCUGUUUUGGUCAAACUUACGAGUACUCGGAUCCAGAGUUCAAGCAUAUCCUCACCGUUGUAGGAAAUUCUUUCCGGAGCUUAUCACCGUCUGGGCUCCUCUUGGUCAGUAGAUAUUUCUACUAUACCCCGCUCUACCGCGAAGUCCGCCACGACCUCGCGGUCCUCCAGGACUUCAUCCGUGGGAUCGUCCAGCGCCACCAGGAAACAUUUGACCCGGACAACACCCGUGAUAUCAUCGAUAUGUACCUGGCAGAGGUCAGACAGCUGAAGGAGGAUGGAAAGGAAACAUAUCUUAAGGAAGAAAAUAUCUGGAGGGGUGUGUUCGAUAUCUUCCUCGCUGCUUCUGAAUCGAUGACGUCAGCAUUGCGUUGGAUCUUACUCUACCUUAUUGCAUACCCGGAGCUACAGAGAAAGAUACGAGCUGACAUUUUGCGAGUCAUUGGGCCGUCUCGUAACCCAACCAUCAAAGACCGCGACGAACUCCCGCUCGUCGAAGCUACGUGCAUGGAAGUCCUUCGACUUCGACCACCGGCUCCUAUGGGCGGUCCUCGACAGGUCAAGAGGGAUGUUAAGGUCAAAGGUUAUGUCAUCCCGGAAGGGACGCUGGUCCUGACUAACCUCUGGCACAUUCAUCAGAACGCUGAAAAUUGGCAGGAUCCUGAGCGGUUUAACCCGAGUCGUUUUUUGAAUGAAGAUGGAAAGGAGUUGGUGAAGAAUCCGGCUUUCUUGCCAUACGGAGCAGGUAGGCGUCUAUGCAUUGGAGACCGAAUCGCUAGGAUGCAGAUGUUUUUAUUCCUAACCACCUUAAUCCGAAGGUUCGAAUUUUCCUUGCCGGAUGGCGAUGUUCCCGAUUUCAACGUCGAUGGUGGCAACUUCACUCUUUCCGCAGUGCCCUUCAAAAUCAUUGCCAGAGAAGUGGAGAGCAAUAUGGCCCCUACCGCCGUGCACACACAAAUAGAAGAUUGACCUCUUUUCCUUUUUAUUUUUUUUUUCGUUACAAAAAAUUAAGAAAAAGGGAGAUGUUAAUAUAAAACCAUUCUUCCUUUCUCGUAUUGUGUUUAUGUACUUGUGUUACAUGUGUAUCCC
Lytechinus variegatus (green sea urchin) is the source of this 1746-nucleotide messenger RNA. RefSeq names its product cytochrome P450 2U1-like. Gene Ontology annotation, biological process: xenobiotic metabolic process. Gene Ontology annotation, molecular function: iron ion binding; oxidoreductase activity, acting on paired donors, with incorporation or reduction of molecular oxygen, reduced flavin or flavoprotein as one donor, and incorporation of one atom of oxygen; heme binding. The transcript has 8 exons. The record is from RefSeq and is a predicted model, not a curated record. NCBI's taxonomy places the organism in Eukaryota, Metazoa, Echinodermata, Echinoidea, Temnopleuroida, Toxopneustidae. The coding region runs from base 61 to 1626 and encodes 521 amino acids. Gene Ontology annotation, cellular component: cytoplasm; intracellular membrane-bounded organelle.